AUGCCCUUUGAAAACGCAGACAGGGAUCAUCUCUGCGAAGGAGUUCGUGCCCCAUGGCUUGGACGCCCAGAGGAUACUCAGUACAAGUCGGCAAUCAUCACAGCAUCAAAAACAAGUGAUACUGAUGUAAAGGAUGAGGAACUUGCCCUGAAAACUAUUUAUUUUGUUGGUUUGAAUCUGAAGCACUCCACUGCUUCAAAGGUCGCGUCAGCUGCAGCGGCAGCAUCCCGUUUUCCUGGAGGAUUUGGCAAGGACCCCAAAAGGCAAAGAGUCAGUGACUUAGUGAAAUACGACAGAAUGAUCGAAUGUGGCGACCUGAACAACAGCAACUGUUGCUUUUCUGUCUAUUUCAAGGAACCAGGGCAUUCACAGGAGGGUCUGAAGCAGUGUACGCGUUUUUCAUUUCUUGGAACUCCUUUCAUGCUGGGUGAGCCAUACUCGGAUGGCACCAUGGCUAAAUCGGACAUGCCAAAGGUUCUGAGCUCUCAUCCAUUGGCACCCAUGAAAUUGCCUGAUAAGCUGGAAGACAUUUUCCCCUCUGUCCCUCUUGUCGAACCCACUGCGGACCGGAUGUACUACUUUGUUCUUCACAAGAAGACAAUUACUGUGACGCGCUUCAAGUACGUCACUGAUGGAACAGUGUCGUGUAGGGGACGCAUGUGUGAUCGCAGCAAAGCCCUGACAGACAAGAACGUUGGCUGCGGAUGCAUGCACACUGGAAUCGACAAGAACGCGACAAUUGGCCAGCUGACGAUAGGGCUCAGUGUUCCGGAAGCAUUUAACAUGAAAGGGUAUGUGGAAAUACGUGACUUUCGAUCCCUCAGGCUCACCGAGCUAUUGGUACAUGACAAUAAAGCAUUUCAAAAGACCGAAAAGGAGGCCAUGGAUUUCAUGCACGUGGAAAACACAAAUAAAGGACAUGGUGAAGUACGUGAACACCAAUGA
Seminavis robusta is the source of this 945-nucleotide messenger RNA. Lineage: Eukaryota; Bacillariophyta; Bacillariophyceae; Naviculales; Naviculaceae. The record is from the annotation of a GenBank genome assembly.